AUGAAAAGAUUGACACCAGUUGCAGAACAAGCACUCACCAACAACUUCGUAUACUCUUUUAGAUUAACUGUAAAGCCAGCAAAUGAAUAUCCGUUUGAGGUAUUUAAAGAAGAAAAGUCAUGGAUUGUAAAUCUCAAAGAACAAAUUUGCACUUGCAAAAGAUUUCAGAAUGAUGAAAUGCCAUGUGGUCAUGCUCUUGCUGUGAUGAAGGAGAUGAACAUAGACCCCUACGAUUAUUGUUCACAUUACUACACAACAAAAGUAUGGUUAGAAACAUACAAUGCAACUGUGUAUCCAGUAGGGAAACAACAACAUUGGGAAUUACCAGACUUUUUCAAAGACAUCAUAGUGUUGCCUCCAUUUGAAAGAGUGAAGACUGGAAGACCAAAGAAGAGAAUAAUUAUAGCUUCUUGGGAAACUAAAAAGAAGAACAAGUGCAGCAAGUGUUGA
Humulus lupulus (European hop) is the source of this 450-nucleotide messenger RNA. RefSeq lists its product as uncharacterized. The coding region runs from base 1 to 450 and encodes 149 amino acids. The record is from RefSeq and is a predicted model, not a curated record. NCBI's taxonomy places the organism in Eukaryota, Viridiplantae, Streptophyta, Magnoliopsida, Rosales, Cannabaceae. The transcript is spliced from 2 exons. Gene Ontology annotation, molecular function: zinc ion binding.